Dromiciops gliroides (monito del monte) is the source of this 1879-nucleotide messenger RNA. It is a transcript of the gene POLR2D, whose product is annotated as RNA polymerase II subunit D. NCBI's taxonomy places the organism in Eukaryota, Metazoa, Chordata, Mammalia, Microbiotheria, Microbiotheriidae. The transcript has 4 exons. Gene Ontology annotation, biological process: mRNA export from nucleus in response to heat stress; transcription initiation at RNA polymerase II promoter; positive regulation of translational initiation. Gene Ontology annotation, cellular component: RNA polymerase II, core complex; P-body. The coding region runs from base 32 to 460 and encodes 142 amino acids. The record is from RefSeq and is a predicted model, not a curated record. Gene Ontology annotation, molecular function: translation initiation factor binding; nucleotide binding.
GGCCCCGCCUUUGGCGCGGAGCAGGAGCGUGAUGGCGGCCGGAGGCAGCGACCCUCGCGCCGGGGAUGUGGAGGAGGACGCCUCGCAGCUCGUCUUCCCCAAAGAGUUUGAAACAGCAGAAACUCUUUUAAAUUCCGAAGUCCACAUGCUUCUAGAGCAUCGAAAGCAACAGAAUGAAAGUGCAGAAGAUGAACAAGAACUUUCAGAGGUGUUCAUGAAAACUUUAAAUUACACUGCCCGUUUUAGUCGUUUUAAAAACAGGGAAACCAUUGCUAGUGUUCGGAGUUUGUUACUCCAGAAAAAGCUCCAUAAAUUUGAAUUGGCCUGUUUAGCAAACCUUUGUCCUGAGACAGCAGAAGAGGCUAAGGCUCUGAUUCCAAGCCUGGAAGGUCGAUUUGAAGAUGAAGAAUUGCAACAGAUUCUUGAUGAUAUCCAGACCAAGCGGAGCUUCCAGUAUUAAUACCAGGGACCCAGCCCUUCAGUGAAGACAGAAGAGGAAAUUUCCCAAAAUUCCUCUGCAACUGAGACUCCCUCCAGAGACCAUACAGAAAUUUCAUCACAAAAGUUGGUCAAGCCUUCUCUGGACAAGGCAAUGCGGAGUAGUUUUGCAUCAACAAAUAAUUCAAACUUAUGACCAGUUAUGAUUCUGAUUGACUCUGAAUAUUUGAGACGUGACAAAGGCCAGGAAUGCCAUUGAAUCUUAAAGGGGCUUUGGGCUGAUUUCCUUUAAUGAAAGGUCUUCAAGCAAGGUAGUGGACCAGUACCCAGAUGCUUGCGUCAUCCUCUCCAUCCUUUCAAGGGAAAUGUUAAGUGGAAAGAAUGUGGUGAGAGAAUUUAGCCAAUUUAGCAUGUUAUUGACUACCUCAUAUCACUGGAUUUGGCACUUCAUUUAUAUUCACAUUUCUGGUUUGAAUUUCAAGCUGUUAUGAAAUAUUAUUGACCCAAAUUAGAAUAUGUAAAAAUAGCUUGAUUAAAAAGAAAGUUGUGUCUCAUAAAUGAUGGAAGGAAAAAUAAAAAUGAACCUAUACCUGAAUAUUUGAAAUUCUUAAGAAACAGAAAAACUGAACAGCUUGAAGCACCAUAUAAUCAAUUUGGCCAAAACUCAAGAGAGAAGAAGAGAAAUUAGUGGCAGUCUUGGGGUAUCACUGUAUAUAAGUUCAAAAGGGCUUUGAUUUUUAGAAGGCUCAGUUUGGCCUCUGGCAUUUCUUCAAGGCUGCGAAGUUUUGAAGCAGGAGGGAAUUUGUGGGAUUUACUCUUAACUGACAGCUGCCCUGGGAAAGGGUACUCUCCGAGUUUAAGCUAGUCCUUGAUCCCGAUUUUAAAUGGCAUUAAAUUCAGUAUAGAUUUGGUGUAUCACAGGAAGGUACUGGGGAGGACCAGAAAGAAUGAGACUUUAUAAGUUUGGGGCAGUUUUCUUGCCCUAAAUUUCAGCAUUGAUUUCUGAAAGGUCACGCAAAUAUUUUUUGCAAUUGCUUCUCCCACACCUUAAAAUCUGUUAUUGUAAUUUGAUAUAAUAAUAGAAAGGGGAGAUGGGUAGAUUCUGUAUUGGAUGUCCAGUUAAUUGUGCAAUUCCUAAGAAGUAGACUUACUCUAGGAAAUAAAAUUAUUUUUCAAUAAAGUCACGAGAGCCUGCAUUUUAUGGAAUAAUAAGGACUUUGAAAUAAUGUCAUUUCCUCUUUAUGUAAAUAUAGAGAAAAACCAUUUCAUGAGAGUAGUCAGUGAGUGACUUACUGAAACUUUGCAUCUCUCCUAAUGCACAGUAGGUACUUAAAUGUCAAAUUGAAGGAAUAAAAUUAACCAAAUAGCUUCUACAGAUCAAAAAGUCAGUCGAAGAAACUUAACAAGUUCUAGAUCCAUAAGAAUAAACAAGUUUAUUCUA